Molecule: messenger RNA, 1449 nt
Organism: Galendromus occidentalis (western predatory mite)
Lineage: Eukaryota; Metazoa; Arthropoda; Arachnida; Mesostigmata; Phytoseiidae
Product: microtubule-associated serine/threonine-protein kinase 2
Exons: 7
Coding region: 1-1449 (482 amino acids)
Biological process (GO): protein phosphorylation
Molecular function (GO): protein kinase activity; ATP binding
Source: RefSeq, a predicted model, not a curated record
AUGGAGCAGUCGAUCCUGACGGCACUCGAAAUCAAGCGCCGCUUAGUCAAGAGACGCUUGACAUUCUUUGAUAUAAGAGAAGAUAUAGCGAACCUCACCUCAUUGUACGACCACGUCAGCGCAUUGGAGAAAGCGGCGCAGAUAUUGCUACGCAGCCAGAUCCGGAGGCUCAUCCAUAUAGUCGCUGAUCUGGCGGCUCAACUGGAAGAGAGGACGAACGUGCAGCAGACUAAUUGGAUUGCCGUUUUGGAUUGCUUUGACGAUAGUGACUCCAGUUCUGUGACCAACAAUUCAGAGAGUAUCUCCUGGGCUGAGGAAUUUCUCGAAAAAAUUGAAACACAAUUCGUCAUCGGCGCUGGUGGCUUCGGAUCAUGCACUAAAGUUCUCUUCGGGGGAAAACUACCGAUGGCGUUCAAGAUUGUUUCCCGCCAACGAAUAUCUAGACUCAAACAAGCGGCAGGGGACAAGGUUUUCGCGAGCAUGACACAGUCGAGAUAUCUGUGUCGUUAUUACGCGUGCAUUGCCGUCGAAGACUACUACUUGUCGAUGCAAGAGUACAUUAGAGGGAUCGAUCUGCAAAAGUGCGUCAAGAGUCAAUCGGCACUGCCGGUCAAUGUGUGCCGCGUGGUCCUCGCCCAGCUCGGCCAUGCUUUGCGCUAUCUUCAGUUGAAAGGUUUCAUUCAUCGAGACAUAAAGCCGUCGAAUAUCAUGAUAAUGCAAGGUUGUAGAAUAAAACUCAUAGACUACGAUACCGCGAAGAUAUGCACUGGAAAAUACGAGAGAGGACCACUGAAAAGUUACAUAAGGAAAACGUUUACGGAGUUCUGUGAUUGUGAGUCGGCCGGGACACUCAUGUAUCUUGCACCGGAAAUCAUUAAGCGCGCUUGCUACGGUAGAGCUAGCGAUUGGUGCAGCGACGAUGGCAUUCUGCGAGACCUAAUCGUCGAAUCGGAUCUGGAUGGGGAUCGCGUCUCCGGUGAUGCUGAUUUGAAUUCUCUUUCCCGGCGUUUGAUGUGUAAAGACGUUUACAAACGGAUCACUGUUGCGCGCUUCAGUGAAUUCCAGGAGCACCCUUUCUUCAAAACUAUCGAUUGGACGAGAAUCGAGAAAGGCAAGGAGCCGCUGGAGAGUUUCGCGCUCCUGAAUACCAUGUUGGAUCGGAGGAGCAACGGCAGAUGGUCCCCCAAGAGGGAAGUUCUGGUUAUAAAAGCUAGGCGUCGCAAAAGAAUCGUAGACGUCAACAGUCAGACAGUCACAAACGAGGCUCUAUUCACGUAUCUUUCGGAAGCCUUGCGGGAAAUGAUGGGACGCUCGGCUUUGACGGACGAGUCAAUAUCGGAGGGGGACCUCAGCGAGCCGACUGACGUCUUCUACAGCGAGGUUCAGAAACCGUCGCUGACAAUAGUGGAUUAUCGUUUCAAGAGUAAGAGUCCGGCGCCUCCCUACUGA